Fomitiporia mediterranea MF3/22 is the source of this 936-nucleotide messenger RNA. RefSeq lists its product as uncharacterized. Lineage: Eukaryota; Fungi; Basidiomycota; Agaricomycetes; Hymenochaetales; Hymenochaetaceae. The record is from RefSeq and is a predicted model, not a curated record. The coding region runs from base 151 to 936 and encodes 261 amino acids. The transcript is spliced from 3 exons.
CACCUGUCGCACGACGAUCGGUUAUGACUCUCUCAGCUAGAAACAAAUAGCUGAGAUUCGGUUGAUGUUGACUUGCUGAUUAACGAUUUGACUUGGAGCGGUCACAAGGGAUACGGGGCCGUUGCUAUCUCGAUAUCGAAAAGAAUAAACAUGACGAAAACAAACAUCAUAUUCUACGACGCCAAGUCUCGUCUUCCCGGUGUCUCAACGUCUAUCAACACUUGGAGACUCCGGCUUGUGCUCAAUUACAAACAGCUCACUUACCAAACAGUCUGGCUCGACGGACCCGACAUCGCCCAAUCACACAUCUCCAAUGGCAUCCCAUCAAUCGAAAAACAUCCUGACGGUUCCCCAAAAUACACCGUCCCCGCCAUAAUCGACCUUACCGACAAAGAAAAUCCAGUCAAACUCACCGACUCACGUAUCAUUAUCUCGUAUCUCGAACGUACCUACCCAUCUCCCAACCCCGAACUGGCUCUUUUCCCACCCCAUACGCAUGCAUUCCAGAUGAUGGCAUUCGACUAUUUCUUCGAUAGCGUCUUUUGGACCAUCUUCUCAUUGAUGUUGACCGAAGCUGCAGCACUCCAGACAGAAGGGUCAGGAGCCAUAUUUCGCCGACUCUAUGAAGCUACCCAGGGUAAGACAAUCGAAGAGAUGGAACCAAGAGGCAAAGACAGAGAGGAAACAUGGAAGAAAGUCCGUCAGGGAUUCGAGAAACUUGCUUCCUUCGCCAAGGACGACCCAACUCGAAACGAUGAUACGCCCUUCUUCGCAGGUCCGAAUUGGACCUUCUUUGACUUCCACGUCGCUUCUGCUCUCAUCGUGAUUAAGAUGUGUCUUGGAGAUGAGUUCGAAAAGGAGAUGACCGACUGUGCGAAUGGUAGAUGGAUCAAACUCUUAGAUGCUUGUUCAAAGUACCAGGAUUCUACAGCUUGA